AUGCCAGGGAUCUCGGAGAUGGAGGCCCAGGAGCUCAAUUCCAACCGUCGAUUCCUAUUUCUCCAGCCACGCGCAUUGCAAUGGUUCGAGGGUGGGAAGUUGAUGAGGCUCCAAGAUGGCGAGCGACAAGCCGGACGGUUCGAGCUGUUCCUUGAUCUGCUCUAUGUGGCAAUUCUCUCGAACUUUGCUGAUACUCUCACGGAAGAUAUCUCAGGCGCACAGCUUGUCAAAUAUAUUCUCAUUCUAGCUCCCUCCUGGAACGUUUGGAGCGACCUGCGCGAGCUGAUGAACUCAUUCUAUAAUGACGACCUCAUGCAACGCAUCCUGAUUUUAUGGGUUAUGGCCGUGCUAGUCGUAUACGGCAACAACGCCCCGCUCGUCGACGAAGAGAUCGGCGCUAUGCGCUCAGCCGUCGGCGCGUACAUGGUCGCGCGCUUUUCCUGCAAUAUCGCGCAUCUGCUCUAUUCAUUCGCGAGCUACCACCACCGCCGGCAGCAACGUCUUUGGGUUGCCCUUUCGACCAUAGCUCUAUGCAUCUACAUCCCUCUGUACUUCGAGUCGGUUUCCAUUCGCGGGAAGAUCGCCACAACGGUCGUCGCCUUCGUCGCCGAGUGUAUUACAUGGGUUUUAUGCUAUUCGCCCGCAGGCAAGAAGCUUCUCCAUGUCAAAUGGUCCACGGCUGUCGACCUCGCCCAUGAAAUUGACCGCUUCGCUGCUUUUUACAUUAUCGUGCUUGGCGAGUUCCUCUAUCUCAUUGUUGUAGGAUCGCAUACAGCGGUUGGGUUGAAUGACCGGCUUCUCCGUGCGGUGUGGACUUUGAUCAUUGCAUUCUGUCUGAAUUGGUUAUAUGUCCACGCUGACGGUGCACUGGAAACCACCCAUCCCCUGCGCCACUCAGUCUACACGGCCUUCGCGUGGGCUUUCAUCCAUCUUCCGCUGGUUGCGAGUCUUUUAGCUGGUGGACAUGUUGCGGCCCUGUCGGUGGAGGAGGCGGAACUCGAUGAUCCGCGGCGAUGGCUUCUUUGCGGUGGACUUGGCGCUGGCAUGAUCUUCUUAUACCUGUUUUCUCUGCUGCACGCCUCGAAGGAUGAACCUGGUACUCUGAUUCUUGCCAAGCCAUAUCGACUUAUCAUGCGACCCGUGACGGGUACCAUCAUGGUUCUUCUUCCUCUAGCCCACCAUCUAAACGGGACGUCGAUUUUGUCAGUGGUCAUGGCUCUUUUCGUGUUCUGUGUGAUCUGGGAAACCGUUGGUUUGCUGAGAUCAGGGGCCUGCUUCUAUGAGAAAUGGGUAGACACCGAUUAUCCCGAACACUAG
Molecule: messenger RNA, 1317 nt
Organism: Penicillium egyptiacum
Lineage: Eukaryota; Fungi; Ascomycota; Eurotiomycetes; Eurotiales; Aspergillaceae
Source: the annotation of a GenBank genome assembly